Molecule: messenger RNA, 3183 nt
Organism: Anastrepha ludens (Mexican fruit fly)
Lineage: Eukaryota; Metazoa; Arthropoda; Insecta; Diptera; Tephritidae
Gene: DIP-kappa
Exons: 9
Coding region: 295-2778 (827 amino acids)
Cellular component (GO): neuron projection
Source: RefSeq, a predicted model, not a curated record
CACACGCGGGUGCAGGAAGCGCAGAAAAUCGGCGAAAAUGAUUCAAAUGCGCCUGGAUUUCCGGAACCCAUCAGCAAUGUGACUGUUUCUGUGGGGCGCGAUGCGUUGCUGUCUUGCGUUGUUGACAACCUAAAAGGAUAUAAGGUCGCUUGGGUGCGUGUAGACACACAGACGAUACUAUCCAUACACCACAAUGUCAUAUCGCAGAAUAAUCGCAUCAGCCUCAGCUAUAAUGAUCAUCGUUCAUGGUACUUACAUAUUAGAGAGGUUGAAGAGACCGAUCGAGGUUGGUACAUGUGCCAGGUGAAUACAGAUCCGAUGCGCUCUCAGAAGGGAUAUCUGCAAGUUGUGGUACCACCCGUUAUCAUCGAAAGCCUUACCAGCAAUGAUAUGGUUGUCCGUGAGGGUCUCAAUGUAACGCUGAUGUGCAAAGCUCGUGGCUAUCCAGAGCCGUAUGUGAUGUGGCGGCGUGAAGAUGGCGAGGAGAUGCUGAUCAGUGGCGAACAUGUGAACGUUGUUGAUGGCGAACUGCUGCACAUCACCAAAGUGAGUCGCCUGCACAUGGCCGCAUAUCUGUGCGUAGCCUCAAACGGUGUCCCUCCAUCCAUCAGCAAACGAGUACACCUGCGCGUGCAAUUUCCGCCGAUGCUUUCCAUACCCAAUCAGUUGGAAGGAGCUUAUAUAGGCCAGGAUGUAAUAUUAGAAUGUCACACGGAAGCAUAUCCAGCGUCUAUUAACUACUGGACUACCGAGCGCGGGGACAUGAUCAUAUCGGAUACCUCACGCGCUGGUGACAAAUACGAGACAACCUCAACUGUUAGCGGUUACACGAAAUACAUGAAAUUAAAAAUACGCUCGGUGGGUCCCAACGAUUUUGGUACUUAUCGAUGCGUCGCUAAAAAUUCAUUGGGCGAAACGGAUGGCAACAUUAAACUUGAUGAAAUGCCAACACCCACCACUGCCGUAAUAUCAGAGAUGUCUGGCUGGAAUCGCAGUUUGGGCAAUGGCGUGGCAGGCAAUUCGGUGAGCGAUAGUAAUCAAACGCCUGUACGUAAUCCUCCGGGCGCUUUUCACAAUUCAGCGAACUCACUGGCGCAACAUAAUCUACUCGGUGGCAUAAUUCUUUGGAUUAAAAUGCAAUCAUUUGGGAUUUGCAAGCAUUUAUCGAAUUGGUACCACCGGCAGCGGCAACAUCGCAAAGAGCAGCAAAAAACUGAAAGAAAGCAAAAGCAGAGGCAAAAACAGCCACAAGAAUUGGAGAAAGAAGCGCUAAACCAAGGAAUACAGCAUGCAGAGCAACAACACAAUAAUUGGCUACCAUUAAAGAAGCAGCCAAAAAAUCAGUUUUCUUCGCUUCAACGGUUCGCCGCUGCGUGUGAGCAAUCAUCGGCGUCCGAUCUAAAAGAGGGGGCAGCGACAAGGAAAUCAUUCGCGGCUGCAUAUACGCAGCAUGUUUUCCGGUUGCCACUUCAGUGGCUGAUAAGGCGGAUCGGAGUAUUGCAUGCGGCAACAAAGAACGGAGUGGCAAAAGCGAAGUUCGCGAAUGGGAAAAAUAAUGAGUUGCAAAACAAAGGGAAAGCAGAUGCUGAGCCAACGCAGCGUCAUGUGGCAUUGAUUUUGCGGUUACCCUUGUUGACAGCACUAUUUUCACGCGCCAUUACAACAAGAGUAUUACCAACAAUAGCAACAAAAAUCAAAAUAACAGCAGUGCAAAUGCUGACGAACGUGUCGAGGGUAGGGGAAAUGACGGAUAGUGUGGGAAAAAAAUUCGUAGUCGCCUUGAAAAAUGUGGCUGCUUCGCUUGACAGAGUUGAUGCUGCCGUUACUGUUACAGUCUGUGGAGGUAUACGAAGGGUAGACAAUGUUUACAGUAGUAUUAAUGAAAAGGAAAGCUGGAGCAGGCAAACACAGGCUAAUAGCAGCAACACUGAAAAUGACGGCAACAACAAGAGGGAUUGUGGUAACAGAAAUAGGGAGCACCACAGCGAUGCUGUUAGUUUUGUACGGCAUUGCAAGGGCAGUAAUACAAAAAAUAACAAAAAUAUGCGCAGCAACAACAAAAACGACAUGAAUACCCUUUACAAAGUUGAUAAUAAUUUUAAGUACAACCUGCAUAUGGCUCACAUAUUUCACAGCCAUAUUAUGGUGUUUCUGCUACUUCCGCUUCUGGUGACAUUUACGGAAAUGGAAGUAUUUUUUGAAAUCUGCUUUUUAUCGUCAGUAUUGUUCGCACUCAUAUGUAAAGCGCAUAUACAAAAACGAAAACAACAACAAAUCACUGAAAUACAAAAUAUACUGCCGGUAGUAUCUGUACUGCAGCUAACAAACCGCCAUCGAAACAAUAGACCAGUGAGCAGUAGCAGAAAUAGCAGCAGCAGCACUAACAGCACAUCAAAGUCCACAACAACAGAGAGAACACGAAUAUUUCCGAUUAGCUGCCAAAGGCUUGCCAAUACAAUGAAGAUCAUUUCAACAACAAGAACAAUAACACUGCUAUGCUUGCGGCAAUGGGUGGUGUGGAAAUCAGCCGAAGCAGCAAUAGCGACAUCAGCAGCCACCUCACUUCAACCACAAACUACAGCAAUAACCAGCAGCGAAAGGCCAAUAAUAAACCGCAGCAUAACAGUAGACGCAACCGAACCAUGUAGUGCAAUGAGCACGCAAGCGAAAACAACAGCAGCCGCAUCGGGAACUUUAACAUUAACAGUAGCAGUAACAUUAACGACAUCGUCGAUUGUAUUGAGCCUCGCUGACUGUUGCGGUUCGACAUUGAGAUGAAAUCAAAUAAUUAUAUGCUGCCGGCAAAUGCGCCGUAGGGGUUGGGUAUUGAAUUUGUGGUUGAUGAUGCUGAUCAUUCGCAUAACAACAACAUCAACAUCCACAGCAAGGGGAACUAACAUAAAUGAACAAUAGGUACAACGUGCAUGUACAAAUGAAUACACUCAUACGAAAUCAUAUACACAUACACAUACAAACAUAUCCGCAAACGCGUAAUUCGAAUGGAAAACAUCUCUUGCCUAUAAUCUUCCUUGCAAGCAUACACACAUAAGCUGAUAUCUCAUAAAAUUAUCUAAAGCAGAAACGCAUAAGUCUAUGAUAUCCGCCGUGUUUGGGAAAUAUAUCAGAGGUAUGCGGUGAAAAUUUUCAUAUUUUUGCUUGUCGAUGCAUAUACAAACAAAUAUU